This is a messenger RNA of Culex quinquefasciatus (southern house mosquito), 1583 nucleotides long. RefSeq lists its product as uncharacterized. NCBI's taxonomy places the organism in Eukaryota, Metazoa, Arthropoda, Insecta, Diptera, Culicidae. The transcript has 2 exons. The coding region runs from base 111 to 1496 and encodes 461 amino acids. The record is from RefSeq and is a predicted model, not a curated record.
GAGAUGGAUUCUUCCAAACAGAAUUGUUUACAUUAGCGUAAAGUAAACAUUGAAUAUUUUGAGAGUUCGGUACCUUUUUUCAAAUUCGCAGGUGGAAAAAGCUGUUCACAAUGGACACUUCCGUGUUCCAAGUUUCCGCUGUUGAAAUCAAAGACGAACCUGAAUCCGACGAGGAAGCUUUCGAGGCCAUGGAAUUUGUCGAGAUCGACGGCAUCCAGCUGGUUGAUCAAAUCAAGACCGAGUGUGAUAAGGAAGCUGAAGAAUCUUCCGAGGACGUUAUUUUGUACCUGGAGAGAAAACUGAAAGAAAUCGCCCAGAACAAUGCUGGGGAGGGUUUUCUGUUCCAGAUAAGUGACCGGGAGUACUUGGCGUUAAGUGUCCGGAAGAUCUUCUUCAUGGCAAGGUUGACCAAACUGGUUCAAGGCUAUUGUAGCAAAAGUUUGCGACUGUACAAGGUUUGCAACGGAUGUGGCUUCAAGGCGAUUCAGGAGAAGGACAUGGACAAACACUUUGAGGGUUGUCCGAACGGGUCAUACCACCAUGCGUUGGGGACGUUCGUCGCUGUCGCGAAAUAUCUUCAGUGUGGCACGUGUUGCUACCGAUCGAGCGUGAGGUACAACAUUCUGAGGCAUCAGAAGAAACUUGGCCACGUUGGGAUCAAGAAGGUCGUUGAGGGAAUCUCCACCGUGGAAGAGUCGUUGGAAAUCAAUUCGCAAGAAAUAAUCAAAAGUCUUCAGACCAAACUAGAGCAAGAAGCUAAAAAAGGCAGGAAGGACUUUUUGCUGCGAAUAUCGAAAGAAGAGCUAGCCGCUAUUUGCGAAACAAAGUUCUCUAUAAUUACCAGGUUGAGCAACACCGUGAGAAGUCACUGCGAUAAGGACGUCAAACAUUACCAGGUUUGCGACGGCUGCGCAUUUAAAGCUAGCCGCGCCGACGACAUGAAGCAGCACUUUGAAAGUCGAUCCUGUUCAUCCUAUUACGACGCCAUCGGAACGUGCCCCAAACGGAAUCGGCGCGCCGCCCUUCUGCAGUGCAACAACUGCGACUUCAAAACCGACCAAAGUGGCAACAUGCGACGGCAUCUGGUAAUGCGAGGCCACGAAGGCUUCGAAAAGAGCAAACGUCCACCAAAAAUACCAAAACGGAAGCCCGCACCGGUACACAUCGUUCCGUGUCCUCACUGCGGCCUCCAAAUGCCAUCGAGCACCAAAAAUCGUCACAUUCAGAUGUACUGCAAAGUACUGCACAAGAAAGCUCCAAAACUGAGCACCGAUUACGACGUUCCCGUGGACGAGUUGGGCACGAUGAACUGUGAGGAUUGUGGGAAAGUCUUCAACCAGUACUAUUACAUGACGAGGCACAUUGCGAACGGGUGUCCGGUGCUGCGGAAGCGGAAGAUGGAGGAGAAUGCCCGUGGGAAGCGCAAGUAUCAACGGAGAGCGAGAGAGGUUGGGAAGGCGACUGAGAUUGAAGCGGAACCGGUGGAGCGAUGCUGAAAACGUGGUGCAAUAUUAGAAAUAAAUUGCUAUAAUGUUUAGAUAUUUUGUUCUGUAAGAAAUAAACAAAGAUUUAUACAAUAGUAA